This is a messenger RNA of Drosophila willistoni, 1359 nucleotides long. Its product is annotated as multiple organellar RNA editing factor 1, mitochondrial. Bases 377 to 1297 code for a protein of 306 amino acids. The transcript is spliced from 2 exons. NCBI's taxonomy places the organism in Eukaryota, Metazoa, Arthropoda, Insecta, Diptera, Drosophilidae. The record is from RefSeq and is a predicted model, not a curated record.
GAUUCGGUGACUAUUUAAGUUAGUUUGAUUCUUGAAUCUCGUUCGACCUUUUUGUCUUGAUAAGCAUAUAAAUGACGUCAUAUAUCACAAAACAAAUAAAAAAAGAAGAGGGAGAAUAAGAAGAAGAAGUAGGUAUAUUGAACUCAAAUCGAAUGCAUUGGAAGUUUCCGCUGAGCGACAAAAACCAAUUUACCCAAAGACCCAAAAGAUUCGUAUGCAAAUUAGAUGUAUUAGAAACAAAAGCAACGGUUCUUCAGUGGGUAUCAAGAAGAAAGCAGCUACAACAACACCAAACAACAAAUAACAACAACAACAGCGUUGAUAAUAAUGACUAUGAAUUUGGGUCUCGAAUAGAAUCGAAUCGUAAUCAUAUCGAAUGGAAUGGAAUCGUAUGGGAUGCAUUAAAUAUUCUAAUGAGAAAACCAUUCCAAGAUACAAGAUUAGAGGAAGAUGCAUUCUGCAGUCAAUAGUUUCUGACUGCAUUCUGGGGAAAAGAGAGUUUUGGUUUGCUUGGAGUAUAAAUAGCCAUGACAGUUGCCACUCUAAAGCUAUUCCCACAACAAACAUGGAUCAACGAGCAACGGCCAUUGGCAUAGUUCUCCUGUGCUUGUGCGCGGGCACCAGCUUGGCUUUCCAGGACAAGGCUCCAGUCCAGCACAGUUUGAUUCCCGGCCAAUCACGCACCGAUAAGCAACAAGUGCUUGAGGAUCCACUGGGUUCCGGACGUGGCAUCGAUGAGAAUCUGCUGAAGACCAUAGGUAAGGGUGGCAUUAAAUUGGUGGUAGCCUCCGGCUCGACAACGACAACACCCAAACCGGCAGUACAGCAUCAACAUCAUUACUAUUAUCCAGAGGAGCAGCACGGACGUCAGUACGGUUAUGGCUAUGGCGGCUAUAACCAUCCACCCACUCCAUAUCAGCCAUGGCCUGUCUACCCACAACCCCCACCACCGCCGCCGCCACCACAGAGACCAUGGACACAACCACCACCACCGCCGCCAACACCCCCCUACUAUCAAUGGUAUGGUGGUCAGUGGGGCAACUAUGGCGGCUAUGGCUAUGACUAUUAUCCCGGCUACUCUGGUUAUCCCGGCUAUCCAUACUACCCAUACUAUCGUGCCUCCAGCAAUGCCCAGGCCGGUGACAAUGGUCCGGGAUCAGGACCGGGUGAUAUUGUGCCACCACCCACAGCUGGCUUUCAGGCUAGAUACCUGAGUGCUACGAAUAAUCUCAUCGAUGGCAAGGGAACACAAAAUGUUCUCCCACUCUAUCAUCUCCUGAACAUGUCUAGGCCCUAGGGACAUCAACAUCUACAUUUUUUUUCAUUCACAUUAACAUUUUUUUUUUUUGACUACUCUAA